AUGGGGAAAGUGAGGUCCGCACCGGGUGCACCCCGGAAGCAGGGUUUCAAUAAAUCUGGCCAUUCUAUGAACCCUGAACGGCCUACAGAAGGACUUCAAGGAGUAGGAAAGCCUCGUACAAAGGGAACUAUAAAGAGGCUUCAAAUGUAUAGGAACUUCAAGGCUAAGAGAGAUAAAACUGGCAAAAUUUUAACUCCCGCACCAUUCCAAGGUUGGCUACCAUCAGGUAGUCAAGCUCGUGUCGAACCAAACCAAAAGUGGUUCGGGAAUUCAAGAGUGAUAUCACAGAAUGCGUUACAGAAGUUCCAAGAUGAGUUUGGUGCUGCCGUUAAAAAUCCAUACCAAGUUAUAAUGAAACCUACUAAUUUACCAAUUACGCUCCUUAACGAAAAGGCUAAACAUGCCAGAGUUCAUCUGUUAGAUACAGAAGGGUUUGACAAAACUUUUGGUCCUAAAAAACAAAGGAAGAGGGUGAAUUUAAAGUUUAAUGACCUACAAACAUUAUCAAAGGCUGUAGAGGAAAAUACAGAGAAAUAUGAUGAAACAAAGGAUGUAGAUCGGGUUCGUGAUGAUGAUGGUGUCAGAGAGGGGCAGAGAGAAUGGAUCUUUGGAGCUGGUAUGAGUAGAAGAAUUUGGAAUGAACUGUACAAAGUUAUAGAUUCAUCAGAUGUUUUAUUACAAGUUCUGGAUGCCAGAGACCCAAUGGGCACCAGAUGUCCAUAUGUUGAAAAGUUUCUCAGAGAAGAAAAACCUCAUAAACACUUGAUUUUUAUACUAAACAAAGUUGAUUUAGUCCCAAAUUGGGUCACACAAAGAUGGGUAGCCAUACUUAGUUCAGAAUAUCCUACUGUAGCAUUCCACGCCUCAAUGACUCAUCCAUUUGGUAAAGGUUCACUUAUUAAUUUAUUGCGUCAGUUUGCUAAACUACAUAUAGACAAAAAGCAAAUCAGUGUUGGCCUUAUUGGCUACCCAAAUGUUGGAAAAUCAUCUGUUAUAAACACAUUGAGAGCUAAGAAAGUGUGCAAAGUUGCCCCAAUUGCUGGUGAAACUAAAGUAUGGCAAUACAUAACAUUAAUGAGAAGAAUUUAUCUUAUUGAUUGUCCCGGCAUUGUUUACCCAUCAGCAGAAACUGAUACUGAAAAAGUUUUGAAAGGUGUUGUGAGAGUUGAACUCGUACAAAACCCUGAAGAUUAUAUUGAGGAAGUUCUGAAGAGAGUUAGGAAGGAAUAUUUAAUAAAAACAUACAAAGUUGAAGGUUUUGAGACAGCAACAGAAUUCUUAGAAAAACUUGCAGCUAGAACGGGUAAACUAUUGAAGAAAGGUGAACCUGAUAUAGCUCAAGUAGCAAAAAUGGUGCUGAAUGAUUGGCAAAGAGGCAAACUACCAUUCUAUGUUGCUCCAGAAGGCUUUGAAGUUCCUUUGACCAAACAGCAAGAGAUUGAACCAAAUGAAUCACAAGAGAAGGUUGCAGAAGAAAAACCAGAAGAAGCAGUUCAAGAGCCAGCCACAGAAUCAAACGAAUCCAAAGAUGAGAAUUCAGAAAAGCCAAGUCUUACAGUAAACAAACUGGUGAUAGCACAAGAUUUUGCUAAAAUUAGAGUAGGCCUGCAAUUUGAUAAUGAAGAUGAUGUUAGGCCGCUUGAAGAAGUUUCUAUUCCUGAAGAAUUGAAAGGUAUCGAUGAACAGAAUGAGGACAGUGAGGUACAGGAGAAAGAAAAUAAAGAAAAAGGUGAAGACGACGAUGAUAGUGAUUCAGAUAUAAGCAACUUCUACAGUGAUAACGAAGAUGUAUGUAGCGAUGUUGAAGACCAUUUAACAAAUGACCCAGAAACUGUGAAAGAAAUUAAGAGGAAGAAAUUAGAAGUUGCCAGUGGCACAUUCAUAGUUGAAGAAGUAUCCAAAAAGAAGAAAUUAAAUGAUGGCACACAAGUACCAGUGAAAAAUAAAUUGACAGCCAAACAAAGAAGAGCACUUGAAAGAGCACAGAAACGAACGAAAACUGGUAGCAACUUCUAUGAAGUAUCAAAUGUUAAGAACAGAAAUAGAAAUAGGAAGAAACCCAUGUCUUCAGACAGUGAAAGCGAUGAACUUUAUGUGCCUGGAGAGAGCGAAUUGAAACGCCAAACUGAGUUAUCAGAAGAGGAAUCUGGUAAUGAGUCAGAAGAACAGCCCGAUGGAGAAGAAACACCUAAGUCUAAAAAACGAAAGUCAAAACAGCCAGUAAGAGGCAGAAAGAAAAUAAAGGCAAAAAGUAAUACUGAGAUUUCAAAUGAUGAACAAAAUGAAAAAGACGGUGAAAAGGAUUUACUUGAUCCAGAAGAAAUAAAAAAGAGAGAAGAUGAGGUUUGGGCGAAGUUCUUAGGAACACCCAAGGAAGAUUUACCAGCUAAGGAAUCUAAAGAAACAAAACUUACAAAACCCGAAACAGUAUUGCCACCUAAAAAUAAUACAAGUCCCAAAAAUGAAACAAAAGAUGACGAACGGGAGAAAAGAAUAUUUGAAUUCGCAGGUGAAACGAUUGUAGUUGAAAAUAAUGUGAUAAAGGAGAAAAUUAAAACUGAUGAGAAGACACCCAAAGUAAGCAAAUUCCAAAGCCCGUCUGGAAGUGGCAGAGGUCUUUCUAAUAUUCUGGGCCAGCUGAAUAAAAAGAACAAACUGUCAACUCUAGAGAAAUCUAAACUUGAUUGGAACACUUAUAAGAGGGAAGAGGGCAUAGAAGAAGAGAUCACUAGUCAUAAUAAAGGAAAAUCCGGGUUCUUAGACCGACGUGACUUCUUAGAAAGGACUGAUGUACGACAGUAUGAGAUUGAGAGAGAUCUACGUUUGGGUAGACGAAGCAAGCAAUAG
Messenger RNA from Danaus chrysippus (African queen), 2847 nucleotides. Lineage: Eukaryota; Metazoa; Arthropoda; Insecta; Lepidoptera; Nymphalidae. The record is from the annotation of a GenBank genome assembly.